AUGGCUACCGUCAACAUUUUGUACCCCUCCGGUCCCGCCUUUGACCUCGACUACUUUCUGAACAAGCACUUUAAAAUCGUCGAAGAGAACUGGAAGCCGUUUGGCCUGCAGAGCUGGGAGGUCAUUGAGCUGGCGCCCGGCCAAAAGUACCAGAUCCAGGCGAUUCUGAAGUGGGACAGCCUCGAGUCUCUGGAAAAGGCAAAGGGGGGUGAGGCCGGCGCCAAGGUCUUUGGCGACAUUGUGCAGUAUACCGCGGCGAAGCCGGAUGUGGUGGUGGGCAACAGACGCGCUGGACAGAGUCUGCUCUGA
Molecule: messenger RNA, 309 nt
Organism: Cordyceps militaris CM01
Lineage: Eukaryota; Fungi; Ascomycota; Sordariomycetes; Hypocreales; Cordycipitaceae
Product: Ethyl tert-butyl ether degradation EthD
Exons: 2
Coding region: 1-309 (102 amino acids)
Source: RefSeq, a predicted model, not a curated record